This is a messenger RNA of Plodia interpunctella (Indianmeal moth), 5981 nucleotides long. Its product is annotated as dynein axonemal intermediate chain 7 homolog. Bases 105 to 2741 code for a protein of 878 amino acids. Gene Ontology annotation, molecular function: microtubule binding; beta-tubulin binding. The record is from RefSeq and is a predicted model, not a curated record. Gene Ontology annotation, cellular component: axoneme. Lineage: Eukaryota; Metazoa; Arthropoda; Insecta; Lepidoptera; Pyralidae. The transcript has 25 exons.
UCUCAUAAGACGUUGACGUUUCAGUUAUUUACUAAGUGUUUUUCUAUUUUAAUAAUUUGUGUGGUUUUUUAGCGACUUUUCUGUUUUGAUAAUUUAUUUCUAAAAUGGGGAAAGGGAAGGAUAAAAGAAAGAAGGAUGAACCGCCACCAGAGCCCGAACCAGAGGAGGUGGUUCAGAUCACUGAGCUGGAACCUGAACCGGAGGAAAUCCAGUUCACAGACACAUCUUACACCAGCGCGUCCUUUGAGGAGCUGCCUCCGCCGCCUGAAGAACCAGUCAAGAAGAAACCCAAAAAGGGGAAAAAGGGGAAGGUAGCUAGUGAGGUGGUGGUGAAAGACACGAGCGAGCUCUUCAAUUGGUCUGAGGAAUCCCUCGCUGAGGAACAAGCAAAACCUGUAGAAGAAGAAGAAGCUCCCAAAAAGAAGAAGGGUAAGAAAGGCAAGAAGGACAAAGAGCCGAAAGAAGAGAUACCUGAUUUUGAAAAGCCUAAAAACUGGAAGAAAAUGAAUAAAAAAGAGAGGGAAGCAUGGCUGGUGGAAAGAAUAGAGCAGUGGCGGGCGGAAAAGGAGGCAGAAAAACAAGCAAUCCUGGCUGGUGCAAAAGAAAAACGCGCAGCCGCCGCCAGAGAGCGGGCGGAGCUGAUGGCGAAAGACAACGAGGAGCAAGAAAUAAGGAGGGAUAUACUGCAGAAGGCAUGCAACCUGUUUUCAAAAUUCGAGAAACAGAAAUUCGAAUACCUAAACAAGAAACAGUUGAAUGCAGAGUGGCAACAAUAUCUCCGCUGCGACGGCCUACCUGACGCGCGGGUGGUGACACAAAUGAACACAUACCUCCAUCUGUGGCAGAACAACGUUGACAGGGGCGUCUGUGAUGAUAACGAGCUAGACAGACGGUGUAUUGAAGCUUUACCGAUGCUGGAGAUGCUCGAAGAGUUCGUGGCGAAUUCGCGACAGUACACGCCAUUGCAAGCACAGGGGUAUAAUGAAGUUCGGUUAGCCCUUCGCGAGUCCCUGUCCCAGGCCAUUCAGCUAGCCUCAUACACUCUUCUCCGAGAUUUAGAGAAACGGCUGAAGUUCCACUCUAUCAAGCUGGCGACCUACGAGAGGGAGUUUAAGGGCCUCAAACUAAACAUCUGGGUCGCUGUUAGGAUGCCCACAAGGAAAAUACGACCUGUGGAGCCUGAGAGAGAACCAGUGGAACUAACCUUCCCCGCCAUCCAAGUAUCAGUGAAACUACCCAAGAUAAUAGAUGGCUCUUGUGUCUGCGUGCGCGCAGCUCGCUCCAUGUUGGAUCUGCAGAGCGAAAGUUCUAGAACUUUCGCUUUAGCGGCUGAAAUGCCAAACAGAUACGAAGAUCUGUUCAUUUACAACGUUAAGGAGCACGUGGCGACAUAUAAACUGAAGAAAGAACAGGACGAAACUAGGAGCAAGUUCUUUGCUGAGAUCAGGGCCAAGGUCAGGGAGCUGGAGAAUUUCCUGAAGGCCAAUAUAUAUACGAAGAAUGAGAAAGAAAAGGAAGAGUUGGACAAUUUGAACAUGAUGGAGCCACAGAACCUGCCCGACCCUCGAACUUACAUAGGAGAACAAAACGAGAUGGCUUUCGCUAAAUAUCUCAAAACUUGUAUGACGAGGACCAGAGCGGGUGAAAUCAAUCUGCGGAAAUAUAGGAUAUGUGGCGGUGUUCUUUACCUGGACCUGCUGAUGACGCCGCCACAGCCAAAACGACUAUGCGGGGAUCUCAUUCUAGCAACAUUACAACUGCCCAAAGCCCUGCAGCCCAUGAAGUACCAGGUGCAGUAUCGGGCGCCCGGGCCUCCGCCCUCCGGCGUCGUGCGCACACCAGAGGAGAUCGAAGCGGAGAUGAAAAAGAUUGAGGCUGAAUACGAGAAGCUGGCGCUCGUGUUUAUUGAACUUCCCCAAGAUGUAAUGUGGUCGGAGCCGCCGGUGGUCUGCCAGUGGCAGGAGGCGAGGAAGCUUUGGACUAGCAACUAUAUCAACGACUUUAAGUUCAACGAAGACAAGUUUACUGUUCAGUUCAGGACAGGCGUGUUGUGGCCUAUCGGUAUAGCUACGCUGAGGUAUAGUAACUUGCCGUACCAGAGUUGGGACAUCAAACCCGACACUUACACCAAAGGCGUUAUCAUAACGGUGACGGGUGUGUGUGUGACGAUCACGUGGCUCUGUCUGGGUAACACCGUCAGACUGAAGUUCAUCGCCAACUCCACCACCAACGCUCUGAAGGAUCACUACAAUAAGCCUUACAGCGUUAAGAAAAUGAUGCAGAUAAUGCGAGCAGCCUCCUGCGACUUCUUCCCCGACUUCGAUGCGCACAACCACAUCGAGGGCAGCUGCCCGAAGGACUGGGUGGCGGAGAGGCACAACUAUCACGCGAUGGCAUUCUUGUCCAGAGCUUACAACUUUCAAUGGAGCAGGUGGAAUGCCACAGCUGGGAGUCGCACGAUUAUCAUGCAACUAAGAGAAGCUGUUGACAAGAAACGAGAAGCGAAACUUCAGCUGCUAUAUGUGACUCCACAGCGCGCCACCAUAUUGAAAUGCAACGAAACCGUGCAAGAGCUUAACCUGCAGCCAAUGAUGGGUUUAGGAUUCUUCCCGGACCUGUUCACGCUUAACAUGUCGUACGGGUCGGUUGACGCGCGCCGUGUGACAUUCAACAUGAAAUAUAGACUGGUCGAAACUGUUUACGACAUGUUACAAGAGUUGAAACUGUCGAGUUAUUCGUAAAUACAUAAAAUAAAAUAAAACUACUUCAUUACUAUACAACAAAAAAAAACGUGUUCAUCUUCUGCUGGCACUGUGCCAACAGAAGACGAACACGUUUUUUUGGAAAACUUGGAUAUUAACUUUUUGACAUCUUACGAAUUUUCGAUGGUCACGUAUCCUGACGCGAGAUUCACAUUUUCUAUUCAACCAAUCACAUAAAGUGCACAAAGCCGCUAAAGAAGCUUUUUCACUUCAAAAUGUAUAGGGACGAAUCACACAGAUUGAGUUAGCCCCAAAGUUCGAGACUAGUGUUAUGGUAUGAGAUACUAACUCAAAAGCUAAUAUUUUAAAAUAGAUUUCUUUCAUUCAUAGGAGUGUGUUAUUGCUGGUGACAGAUUUUAUUAAAGUCGCCUAAAGUAUCUCAUAUUGAACAUCGAAUGGACGAUGACUUUAUCUUGAGCUGACCGGGUUCAAACCUGUAACCUUCAGAGUGUCUUGAGGAAUAUUAGGCAGCAGAGGUCCUAAUCUUGUCCUGUCCUGUUGUCUUGAUCAUUGAGACAAAACUACGCAAUUUGACGUGAUACAAAACUGUCAAAUGUCAAAUGGUACAUCCAUUUAUAGUAUACAGGGUGUAACAUUACCUCCGACAUAGCCGAAACCCACGUAAUCUCCACAUUAAUAUGAACAUUUUCCCCAAGAAACCAUGCCUGGGAAAUCAGUAGUUUCCGAGAUAAUGAGGUACAAAGUUGAAUUGAAAAUUUUAAUAUUUUUUUACAGAUAUAUCAUGUAACCGUCAUUACAUCCAAAGUUUAAACUAUCAUAUUCAGAAGUUAUCCAGGUUGAACUAUAUUUUCUGUGCCUUCUUCUCUUUCUUCUUUGGGUGUUCACGGUUACAUUUAGAUGUGACGCCCCGAUUUCGAAGACUUGGCUAUGAGUUUACAACCGACUGGUCUGCCUGACGUCAACCCUCUUUGAGAAUGCUAUUAGGGCUCUAGGUGUCCUUUAGUCGCCUCUUACGACAUUCACAAGAGUACUCCUGUUCUAGGGCGGCUAUUUUCAUCUAAAAAAGUUUGAGAACCACUGAUAUAAAUAAUCUAAAGAUUCAUUCGCCUCUUUAUAUCUGUCAGUACUUUGUAGCUUUUGGAGAAAUGUCAAAUUUGACGUGAAAACGUGUCUGCGAAGGUCUACUUUAUAACUAAAAAACAUAACAUUCCUUUUCCAAAAGUAAUCAAAUUUUAGUUUGAUCAUAACUAUUUAUAUAUUACCUGUCCCGGCUUUGAUCGGGUAAAACGAUAAUAUAUCUAAUCUAUUGGCGUAAAAAGUUUUUGGGUUUAUCAUGUAUGUGGGUUUAUUUUGGGUAUAUCAUGUCUGUAUGACAGACACAAGCGGCAAAAGGACAAUUUUUUAUAAUACAAGAGUUAUUUACCAUCACGCGUUCUGUAUUUACUAACAUUUUUAGUGUAAUAUGCAGUUUUGUAUUGCGAAGGUAUAAAUUAUUGUAGGUUAUAAAACAACUUUUAAAAUAAUAAAACACACAUGAAUACUAUAAACAAAUUCUAUUUAUUUUACGGAUAAAAAAAAACUAAAAACUACUAAUAGUAAAAAAAAAACUCCUUCCAUUAUGAAACUGAAAUAAAAUGUUAUUUUACAAAAAAAGUUUCGAUAACAAAUGACCUACUCUAUGAUUCCCUGGCAGUUGAUACAAUUUUAUGUACACUUUUUUUUUUAAUUUUAAAAACUACGUCUUUUUUGUACGUGCCUUGGAGUUAUUUCGUUAAAGUCACAUUUUAUUAGGGAAAUUUGACUUAUCAAAAUCUUUAUACAAAAAAAAAUUGUAUACGAGUAAAAUUUGCAUUCAGGGGGUGUAACAAGUCUGCAAAUAUUGCAACAAUUUAUGGAAAAUUUAUAACAAAUUGAUUAAUGCAAUAUUUAACAGUAAACAUAAGGUUCCUAUUAUUUUAUAUGCGUAUUCCGUCUAUAAAAUUCACAAAUAUCGAAUAGCUUACGUGUUGUUCAAAAUGUGAAUUCAUUUUGACAUUUUUUUUUUUAAUUCAUAAAAUUAAAAGCACCUAGACGUCGUAAUUUUGAAACAAGUCAACGAGAUGAAAGAAAGACUAACCCCAAUAUAACAAAUAACUAAUAAAUAUUGCAGUGUUUGUGUUAAAAUAGAAACAUAUUGUACCAGAAUGAACGUAUAUAGGUUCUCAUUUGCUUAAGAGUGUCCGAGAUAUUCAGUAAAAAUUUCAAGUCAAAUUAAAGGAAAGUAAAAUAAUAAAAAAAACGGGACAUUCACAUCGUGUUUGUAUAAAAUGGUUUUUAUGAAAGUUUCAAUUUAUUUCACGCACAAAAACUAUCAAAAAAACGACCCUAACAUAAUUCCGAGUCAGUGUUACCAUAUUUUAAACAUAUACAUAUAUAUAUAUAUAUAUAUAUAUAUAUAUAUAAAUAUAUAAGCUGACACAUUAACCACAUAUUACUUAAAACAAAUGUAGCCCUGUGAUUUUGUAGACACUGAGAAUCGAUUUUAUUCCCAUAAAUUAGAUUAUUAUCACAAACGAGAUCUUUUUUUAAAUUAAAAUAAAAACAAUAUCCGAUCACAGUAUAUUAGAAAAAAAGGGCAAAAAAAAUCAAUCCUCAGUAUUGAAACCAAAUUUGUCCACGAAUUUUUAUGGAUUAAAACAUAUACGUCCAUAUUUGCGAAAAUUCAAUGGAAUCAACGAUAUCAGUUAACAAAACGCAUUUUUUAAAUAUAUUUAAAUUAAGUUAUCAACUAAAUGAAUAUAUAACUUUUUUGUAAUCUGUUCUUAUUAUUUACAAGAAUAAAUGAAUGAUUAAAUAAUAUGUUUUAAUUAAAUGGUGCUAGGUUAGUACCUAAUGGCAACACUAAAUAUAAGGUUGGUAUGUACAGUCUUUAAAAAUAAGUAUAUUAUUUUAAAAUCAAUAAACAUUAAUAAAUAGAUGACCCUAACAAGUUUAUGCGGAACAAAUAUAGCAAAAAUAUUGUAUGUACAUUUUUUUGAAUGUUUUAAUUUGUAUUGCAAGAGAAAACAGUCGUUAUAUAAACGCACAUCACUUGACACUUUAUAUCACGAUCCAUCUGCAAAAGUCAUCAAACAUCCUUACGUAUUAUCAUAAAACAAGGUCCUCUGCCGCCUCUGUCUGUCUGUUCGCGAUAAAUUAAAAAACUACUGCACAGAUUUUCAUGCGGUUUUCACCAAUACAUAGUGUGAUUCCUGAUGAAGGUUUAUAAUUUAUUUAUAU